Molecule: messenger RNA, 3949 nt
Organism: Drosophila rhopaloa
Lineage: Eukaryota; Metazoa; Arthropoda; Insecta; Diptera; Drosophilidae
Gene: Klp31E
Product: kinesin-like protein KIF21A
Exons: 12
Coding region: 191-3337 (1048 amino acids)
Biological process (GO): mitotic spindle organization; microtubule-based movement
Molecular function (GO): microtubule motor activity; ATP binding; microtubule binding
Source: RefSeq, a predicted model, not a curated record
CAGACUCAAAAUAAAUCGACCUGUGAACAGCUCACCUCUGGAAGACCAUAUGUUCUGGCGAAAUAUAAACACAAGCAAAAUUGUCCGUACUCCAUGAAUUAAAUCAGAAAAAGCUGAUUUAAAUAUUACAUUAUAUUUGUAAGACACGAGGAAUCACUUUAUUUAAUUGGUUUUUUGAUCCAACUGCACUAUGAUUUCCGAAGUAGACCUCACAAAUAAAGACAGUACAGUUCGAGUUGCUGUCAGAAUCCGACCUCAAAACUCAAGAGAGCAAAUUGAUAUGUGUCGUGUUUGCACGACAGUAACUUUUGGUGAGCCUCAGAUUUUUCUGGGGUCAGACAAAGCCUUUACUUUCGAUUACGUCUUUGAUACUAAUUCCAACCAGUGUGAUAUAUACUCGGAAUGCGUUGAGCGAUUAGUGGAUAGUACGCUGCAUGGUUAUAAUGCCACUGUACUGGCUUACGGACAAACAGGGUCAGGCAAGACGUAUACGAUGGGCACUGGCUUCGACCAUGAAUCCGAAACUACAGAGUCCGUUCUGCUUGGAAUUAUUCCCCGAGCGGUUCGUCAUAUAUUCAGUGGCAUCCAACAGCUGGAAGCUUCUAGCUCUUCAGAAUUCUCAGCCACUGCUGAAAGUCCGCAGUUCAGUCUGGCUGUUCAAUAUAUCGAAUUGUAUAACGAGGACAUUUUCGAUCUAUUAGACCCAUUCAACAAAAACAGCAACUUUAAGAUACACGAAGAUGGCAGCGGCCAAAUAACAAUUUCUGGCGCGUCAAUAAAGCCAAUUUCCCACCCGCAAGAUGCCUUAAAGUACCUUCAGCAAGGAGCUUUAGCACGCACCACUGCUUCAACAAAAAUGAACGAUCAGUCCUCUCGAUCACACGCUUUGUUCACAAUUUUCGUGCGCAGACAGCGAUUACUUACCCCGAAUGACAACGUAUCGGGUAACGAUUUGGAAACCCUAACUUCUAAGUUCCACUUCGUUGAUUUAGCAGGUUCGGAACGGCUGAAAAGGACUCAGGCCACAGGAGAGCGAGCUCGCGAGGGCAUAUCCAUAAACUGCGGGCUGCUCGCCCUGGGCAAUUGUAUUUCGGCGCUUGGUGAUACUUCAAAGAGAGCUUUGCACGUACCCUAUCGAGACUCCAAGCUGACCCGCCUUCUUCAGGACUCUUUGGGCGGAAACAGUCAGACCUUAAUGAUCGCGUGCGUGUCGCCAAGCGAUCGAGACUUUAUGGAAACAUUAAACACAUUGAAGUACGCAAACCGAGCCCGGAAUAUUAAAAACAAAGUUAAGAUAAACCAAGAUCAAAGUUCUCGAACGAUUUCCCAGCUACGUAGAGAAAUUGCAGCGUUGCAGAUGGAGUUGUUAGAAUACAAACAGGGUAAGCUUGUGGUAGAUUGCGAAGGAAACACAACUAUUUCGGAUACAUUUAAUGAGAACAUGUUGCUUCUUUCGGAAUCCAAACGACUGCAGCAACGCCUUAAAUCAUUACAAAACACCGUUGGUGCUUUAACCGAGAGAAAUGCUAGACUUAAAUUAGAAUUGGAUUCAAAUAAGUGGUCUAGGACCGAAGGUUCCGAUUUCGAAAUAACGAAAAUGGUCGAAAACUAUAUGUUGGAAAUCGAACAACUCCAGGCUAAAUUAAUAGAGUCUGAAGAACUCCGCAAACAAAUGGAAACGUCAGCCGCAAAUUCACCCAAAAGCACCAAGCCUGUAUACGAUGGCGACAUUAUAAGCAAGGCCAAAAAGGGUUUGGAAAAGGAAAGAGAGUUAUUAAUGUCACGUUCUUUGCCUGGAAUUCAAAAUCAAAAUGUUGGGUCGGAAGAAGCAGAUGUUGGCAGUAGCGAUUCAGAAGCCGAGGGAGUCAUAAAGGACUUGGAGGUAAUCGACAACAAUAUUGUCAUGAAAACCAAACUUAUUGAACAGUUGGAGUUGACCCAUGAAAGAAUGGAACUAAUGCGAAUGCACUACGAAGAAAAACUAUCUGUUUUAAAUUGCAAAAUCGUCAACACCCAAAAAGAACGAGACGAUGUUUUGUCAAACAUGGGUUCGUCUGUAUCAGUCGCAUCCAAGGAUAGUUUAAAAAAAGUAAAAUCGGAUUAUGAAGGCAAGAUAAGCAACAUGCAACAUGAGCUUAAGAAGUUGCAGAACGCGCAGAGAGAGCAUCUUCGACAACAGCAAAAACUGAAGUCCCAUGAAGUCAAAAUCAGCAUGCUACGCAGUGAAUUGCAUGAGUUAAAAUUCACAAAAGUUAAAUUAAUGAAAAAAAUGUCGGAACAAUCAACUCGACAUAAAGAAGAAGACAGUCGAAAAUCAAAGGAAAUAGCUCAGUUACUGAAGGAUCAGCGCCGCCAAAUAAAUGCCGUAUUAUCUUUGGAGGCCAAAAUGAGUGCGAAAGAGCUUAUUUUGAAGCGAAAAACCGAGGAAGUUAUUGCCCUUCGCAAGAGUCAAAGGGGAAAGCCCGGUCAAAGGGGAGCUCCUCAAUUAACUUCAAAAAUUUCCACUCUGGACGGAUUCACUUCAAGGUCUGCACGGCAUCGAUGGGAAAAUCUAUACCGGACAAUAUUGCACGCGGCCAGAAACAGACAGUUGAUAACGCAAUUGGAAAAAGAGCUGGAACGCUUAAUAUUGGAGCGCGAAGAUCUCUCCCGUGAUCUAAACGUAAUGGAAAAUUGUUUAGGUACCGAGAGGCGAACGGAUGAUUUUAACGAGGUGGACAAUUUAAAAACAAACAUUAGUUAUAUUCAGGAGAAUAUAGAGCAUGUCCAGCAGGCUAUAAUGGAGUUCGAAGACUCGAAAGACACCGUACAGAAUGAUGUAAAUAAGAUUCAGGCUCUAUUGGACGAGGUUUCAACCGUGGCAGAAGCUAAAUUCAUUCUUCAGAAGUUUUCCGACAGUUCCAUCGUAAUGUCAUGCAAUUUGGCCAUUGCCGAAUCUCAUUUACAGGAGCAUGAAUCGCUGCUGAAGGAAGUAAAGCAAGAAAGCGCCAUUCAACAGCAAAUAUUACAACAUUUCCUAUCGCAAAAUAGUAAUGUUCAUAUAUCUGACAUAUUCGAUUCCUUAAAUCUCAAGGGCAGUAACCUCUCAAAUAGUGUUAAUCCGGGUUCUCAAAAGUCACUUAUAAGCAAUGCCACAUAUGACAUACCGCAAGAUGAUAAAUUUUCAGAUUCAACCCAUGUGGAAAUGCGCAGGACAACGAGUAGAAGUCCUUCACCGUUUGGAAAUGCAGACCCGUUUGAUAAGAGCCCCAAAGUUCGUAGACGUACUGCCAAGCGAACAGAUCUUCUUUUUGGCGACAUGGAGCUCCCAGAACAGACUAUUAAUAAAAUGACGUGAUCAUGCAAUCGAAGAUGAGGUCAUAAAGCGCAAGCCGCAUAUGGAAUUGAUAUAUUAAAUCAAAGUCUUUAGCGAACAAAUAAUCAAAAGACAGGUUUCUUUUUGUAUAAGAUAACCUAAACUAAGUUAUUAUUGUAUUUUUAUUUAUAAAUAACUGUUUACUAGUAGUGCCGUUUGUACAGGCUUUUAAAUCAAAAUAACUAUUAAUAAAGAAAAUUAAGGAUGCGUGAGUUUGGCAAGAUUUCCAGAAGAUUAAGUUUAUAGCUAGUGCAAUUGGUGUCUUCCCAGCCACUCAAAUAGGAAAUAAAAAAUACAAUAAUCCAAAAAUACAAAUUUUUUUUACUUUAGAUAAAUACUAUGCUUUAUAAAAAAUACAAUAUACUAUAUUGUUUCCAUGCGAUCGAUAGGAAAAAUUAAUUUUAAAAAAUGACCAAUCGUUUUCAGAUUUUAGCAACAAUCAGAAAACACUUUGGAAGAGAAUUAAAAUGUUUUAGUGAAGAAUGUAAUCGCGUGUUCUUAAUUUAUCGGGCUUAUGUCUUAUAGUAAAACGCUGUUUAUAUUUUAAAUCCUCUAAAUUAGUAAACAAAAAUUGUGACAGCAAAACAAUAAAAA